AUGGAAUUGGAAAAGGGAAUAGAUUAUAUCUUCUGUGGAUCUAGAAAGGAAAUGGAGUGCACACUUCGGAUUCCGAGGCCGGUUAUAACGUUGACACCGUAUAAAAGCAAAUGCUCUGAUCUGAUAUGCUGGGUGGAUGGAAAAGACAUUGUAAUGACACCCAAAGACUUGGCAAAGAAUCUUGAAAGGAUGGGCGGUAAACAUGUGGUCGUGGAAAACUGUGAGUUGAUGGAGGUGUUUGGAUACUUGCCUGACAUGAUGUAUCUGAAGAGAAAAGAAAUUUCAUUUAUUCUUUUAAAUGCUCAAAGAACACCUCCAUUUGCUGAAGAUCCUGUCUUCUUAUCAAAUAGCAGGUAUUUUAUAAGGGCCAGGGGAGAUGAAAGGUAUGCCAUAAUCUUUGCGCUGCACAAGAUCUAUAAAAACAUGUGGGUUGUGUGUAAGAAUGUAGAGCGAAUGAGGAUGUUUUCAGAGGUUUUCAAGCUAGAGCUGGUUGUUGUGAAGCAUGGGGAUGAUGUGAAGGGAAGGGGUGUUGUUGCUGUAAUGGAUGGCUUUGUGAAUGUUGAGUGUGAAAAGCUAUUUUAUGUUGGAGAAGAGUGUAAGGGAAUGAAACCCAUGGUACUAGAAAUGGGCAAGAUUGGGAAGUUCCUACACAGGAUAAGGGAUGUAUGCAGCAUGCUUUCUCCAGCUGUUGUCAAGGGGAAAAGGAGGCUUGAUAUCAAUAGACUAUGCAACAUUGAAAAAUAG
Messenger RNA from Encephalitozoon hellem ATCC 50504, 744 nucleotides. RefSeq lists its product as uncharacterized. The record is from RefSeq and is a predicted model, not a curated record. Bases 1 to 744 code for a protein of 247 amino acids. The transcript has a single exon. NCBI's taxonomy places the organism in Eukaryota, Fungi, Microsporidia, Unikaryonidae.